Messenger RNA from Manduca sexta (tobacco hornworm), 1704 nucleotides. RefSeq names its product probable enoyl-CoA hydratase. The record is from RefSeq and is a predicted model, not a curated record. Bases 116 to 1108 code for a protein of 330 amino acids. NCBI's taxonomy places the organism in Eukaryota, Metazoa, Arthropoda, Insecta, Lepidoptera, Sphingidae. The transcript is spliced from 6 exons.
GAUUGUUGAACGUUUGGAGUUGAAGUUGCGUUAGUAGAUUUUAGAACGUAAAUCCAAAACCGGCUGUCUGAUGGUUUUGUUUUGAAUAAUCUGACAGAUUCUAAAAUAAAAUAAAAUGCGUUUAUUAUUAAGAAGAUUUUUAGCAACAAGCAAUGUGUAUUUUAACAAGACCAAAAGUGUACGGUUGCUUUCCAGCGACGGUACAAAAAACUCCGAAAGCGAACCUGCAAAAGCAAAUGAAGUAAAAAAAAAUAUCGUAGUAGAGAAAUACAAAGAGGUAACGAUACUUAACAUAGAUCGUCAAAAGACAAGGAACAGUUUGGAUGAGCCAACAUUGAGAGAGAUAGAGGCAGCGUUAAAUGCAUUUGACUCAGAUGAUGAGGCAAAAGUACUUGUGUUUAACGGGGAGGGAGGUUCCUUUUGUUCCGGAUUUGAUAUUGAUGACAUUGCUGAGAAAGGAUACUAUCCAUUAAAGGAUGCAGCGACACGACUCCUUCGUAGACCACUAUGCGACAAGCCGACCAUAGCAGCAGUAACGGGAUAUGCAGUGGCAGAGGGAUUUGAACUGGCGCUCGCUUGUGACCUGCGCGUUAUAGAGGAUACUGCUGUGCUCGGCUGUCUGGGAAGAAGAUUUGGAGUACCUCAGAGCAUCAUCGGUGGGCGCAGGUUGACGUCACUAAUCGGAUUGUCGCGCGCCUUGGACUUACUUAUCACAGGCCGUUUGAUCAGCGGUACCGAGGCUAAUCAGUUUGGAUUAGCUUGUAAACUCACUGCUACUGGCACCGCACUUGGUGAAUCCUUAAAACUAGCAAAGUCAUUAGUGAAGUUCCCGCAAAACGCGUUGAUAAUGGACAAGCUAGCCGCUGUUAACUCUCAGCUGAACCCCAACAGCGAGGAGAGCAUGCGCGACGAGGCGGUUAUGACCAGUUUGCUAGGAAACGCCAUUGAGGACUUGAUGCAAGGGGCUAAGAAGUUCCAGGAUGGUAUAGGAAAGCAUGGAAAGUUCUACAAACUAACAGAAAUGCCCCUGAAAGAUUGGGAGCUAGAAGAUAGUGUGGAAGAGAUCACGGUAAAAGAGGACAAUGCGAAGAAAGAUGGAAAAUCAUAAUGCAAUUUGUAUAGACAUAAGGUUGAUUAUUGUUUGUAAGUUUCUAAUGUUGUCUAGUCGAUUGCUAUAUUAGUUAUUGUUAUUAUAUAAUAGGAGUGUUGAAGCCAUUGACGUAUAUUCUUUAGUCACGAAAGUCCAUAAAGUAUUUGUUCAAAAUUUGGACUUAGAACUAAAGUUAGCUGCAACGCUAUAACAUUAAUCUUUGUCUAACCAAAUCUGUUUUUAAACAUGCAGUGCUAAAGCGCUUUAAACAGAGUAAUAAUAAAAUGGCAAGCAAUACCAGAUUGCAGUACACUUCAAUUGAACACAGUAAGUGGUCGGACCGCCAGACCUACUACGUAGUACAUAUAUAUCGAUGGUUGAAGCACAAAAAUGAGGCAUGCAUUUAUAGUCACUAUGUACUGUAAAAUAAUAGUCAAAAUAAACGUUUCCCUUAAACAUUUUCCUUCCAAUGUCGUAUAAAUUAUUUAAAUAUUACACUUAUAAAAUCAAUCACCUGUAAAGUUUUCCUAUAGUUGUACACAAUACCUUUCGACUAUUAGAUAUUUACUAACCGCCAUUUUCAAUAAACGAUCCAAAUCGCUUUUUCGAUCUAU